AUGGCCAAAAAGCGGUUAACAAAGUCAAAAUCGUUAAGCAAAUCAGGAUCAUGCGCUGGAGCAGAAACAAGGGAGGAGAAAGAAAAAGACAUUUCGGCGGCUAAAAGUAAAAAGCACCUGAACUCUCCAAAGAGAGAGAAAAAUAGAGCUCCCAAGUUGAAUGAAUGCAAACCACUGUCAGAAAAGGUUAAUGUAUCUGGAACUGCAACCACUAGUGGCGGAAAGGAUAGUAUUGUUUGGAGAGAGUUGCAUUUCAACAAUGAUAGUCCAACACAAGCAUCACUGGAAUCUCCGUUUGUCUUCAAGGAGGCGACAAAAUCCCCAAGAAGCAGCGUAUGUGAUAUGCAAUUAAAUGCGAUGUUUGAGACAACCACACAGAAUAAAGGAGCGUUUAUGCACGCGACUCUAAGUAGUAAAAGCAUGAGAAACGAUAGUUAUGUUUCAACAAUGUCACGAAGGCCCAGUCGCGUGUCAAGUUUCACAUCCUAUAGUAGUAUUGAUAAUGGAUAUGAAGUUACUUAUUCUCCCAUGCAAGCAUUCGAAGAAGCCCAGUCACCACGCAUUGUUGGAAGGGAUUUGGAUCUGGAAAUAGAACAAGACCAGAUCGCAUUCCCCGCUCUAAGUUUAAAUGAGAGGACACUAUUAAGACUUAAAGUAGCCAAUCUACUGAACUUUUGUGAAAAUGGCGCAAAGAAGUCUAACGAGACAAUCAUCGGUGACAAACCAAAUGCGGCAAGAGGGUGGGAUAAUGUACCAUCAUGUUGCAUGGCAUACUCUUUACAGAAUAACAACAAAUACCCACCAAACGAGGUAUAUGAAAUCAGGGAACUAGCCAUGAAACUCAAAUAG
Kluyveromyces marxianus DMKU3-1042 is the source of this 849-nucleotide messenger RNA. RefSeq names its product solute carrier family 2. The record is from RefSeq and is a predicted model, not a curated record. NCBI's taxonomy places the organism in Eukaryota, Fungi, Ascomycota, Saccharomycetes, Saccharomycetales, Saccharomycetaceae. Bases 1 to 849 code for a protein of 282 amino acids. The transcript has a single exon.